Messenger RNA from Staurois parvus, 333 nucleotides. The record is from the annotation of a GenBank genome assembly. NCBI's taxonomy places the organism in Eukaryota, Metazoa, Chordata, Amphibia, Anura, Ranidae.
GGGUCCCUGUACGGCCUCCCAUUGCUGCUGUCUCUCAUCGCCACACUCUCGCCAUGUGCCACUUUCAUGUCUCCUUCACACUGCUGGUGGGUUACAUUUUGUCCAUAGGGAUGCUGUAUGGCCUCCAUUGCUGCUGCCUCCACCGCCACACUGUGGCUCCACACUAUGGUUUUGGACACGUGGGACUGCCAAAUGAGUGAAGUGUGCGGUGAUUCUAGAUCGACGGCACUCUCUGCAUGUUCAUACCUGGACUGACAGUAAUUUUUUGCUCUUCCCCAGCAGACUACAAGGGCAUUUAAAAAUUCAAAGGUACUGUGUUCUGCACUAAUAUAA